AUGGUAGCUUCAAUGGAGUUGGCUAAGGAACAAGGAGCAGAUCUUGUGGAGCUUUGCAUUGGAUCCAUGUCUUUCUCCCACAUUUCAGAGAUUGAACAACUCUUAAAACAAAGAAUUUUACCUUCAAUCGUCUCCUUCAGGCACAAGUGCCCUACAAAUCCAUGCAGAUGCUUGCAAGUUCUCAAAUUGGCCAUCGAAUUUGACAUAGAGUUUGUCGAAAUCGANUAUUACAGAUGUAGCACCAAUAUUUCACAUGCUCACCCAUUGCCAGGUGCAACUAGUUGCAAGAGCAGAGACGAAGUCCUACCUGGAUUGCCAACUUUAGCCAGCAUCAAACAAGUCUACAAAUUAGAAUAUAUGAAUUCAGACACAAAAGUUUUUGGUUUAGUCUCAAAUCCUGUAGGUCAUAGCAAAGGUCCACUUCUGCAUAAUCCUGCCUUUAGACAGACAGGAUAUAAUGGAAUUUAUGUUCCUCUCCUAGUCGAUAAUGUCGAGGAAUUCUUCAAAGUUUAUUCAUGCAACGACUUCACAGGUUUCAGUGUUGGAAUACCACACAAGGAGGCAGUGUUAAGAUUCUGUGAUGAAGUUCAUCCCCUUGCUCAGUCCAUAGGAGCGGCGAACACUAUUGUUCGAAGGCCUGCCGACGGGAAGUUGGUUGGUUAUAACACAGAUUGUGAGGCUUGCAUAACUGCUGUUGAAGAUGCAUUCAGAGAACGACAAGGUGCAAAUGGACGAGCAUCAAAUGUUUCACCACUUGCUGGGAAAUUGUUUGUCUUGGUUGGAGCAGGUGGUGCUGGACGAGCAAUAGCAUUUGGUGCUAGGAGCAGAGGGGCAAGGCUCGUUAUUUUCAACCGCAAUUUUGAGAGAGCAAAAGCUCUUGCCAAGGCAGUAUCAGGUGAAGCUCUGCCGUACGAACUCCUAAAAGAAUUCCGACGCGAGAAAGGAAUGAUUCUUGCAAAUGCUUCGGCUGUGGGUAUGGAGCCUAAUGUCGAUCAAACUCCGGUUCCUAAGGUGGCCUUGAAAUCGUAUGAGCUGGUUUUUGACGCGGUUUACACACCUCGAAACACUCGACUAUUGCAAGAGGCUGCAGAUGUUGGGGCUAUAGUGGUGAGUGGUGUUGAGAUGUUCAUCAGGCAGGCUCUUGGCCAAUUUAAGUUAUUCACUGGUGGAUUAGCACCAGAGGACUUCAUGCGCAAGAUUUUGCCGGACUCUCUCGUCUCUCCCUCACCGGCACGGCUCUCCCUCUGUCCCUCACUGUCUCUCCCGCCCCUUCCGGCUCCCCGUCUGCUGUCCGCCCCUGUUGGCCGUUACCAAAGUGUUUUGCAUGUUUCUGACAUUCAAUCAGCAGAAUCGGAUAUUCGCUUGAUUCAGAAUUGCUGGAGCCUGGAUGUUUCAGAAGAAUCGGUGUAUAAGAUGGAGCUUGAAAAAACUUUACAGGCUUUGAAAGACAUUGUGCCUGCAGCACUGAACAAUAUAAACGCCAAAUUUAUACUAUUGGAUAAAGACAGGGUAACAUUAGAAGGGCAGCACAAGAGUACAAACCGUGACCACCGUCUACUGACUGCAGCAGUGCACUUCCAGCUGUGGGGUGAUGAGUGUGAUGCAUUUGAACCAGGUGACAUUAUUCUUUUGGCCAAUGGCAUAUUUUCAUACAACCGGAACAAUCUUGUUUUGAGAGCAGGCAAACGAGGGAAGGUGGAGAAGGUGGGUGAAUUCACUAUGACUUUUGUGGAGACCCCUAAUAUGAGUGAGAUACGUUGGGUGCCUGAUUCGAUUAAUUCUAAGAAGUAUGUGCAGGAAGCUGUGAUUUCUCCCCACUCACAUAUAUUCCCACCAAUGCAUUGA
Fraxinus pennsylvanica is the source of this 1845-nucleotide messenger RNA. The record is from the annotation of a GenBank genome assembly. Lineage: Eukaryota; Viridiplantae; Streptophyta; Magnoliopsida; Lamiales; Oleaceae.